Messenger RNA from Mya arenaria, 5220 nucleotides. RefSeq lists its product as uncharacterized. Gene Ontology annotation, cellular component: plasma membrane. The record is from RefSeq and is a predicted model, not a curated record. The coding region runs from base 86 to 2170 and encodes 694 amino acids. The transcript has 9 exons. Lineage: Eukaryota; Metazoa; Mollusca; Bivalvia; Myida; Myidae. Gene Ontology annotation, molecular function: protein binding.
UUGGGUUUGAUCUGCGCGAUUUAAAUUCAAACAAUUAAGUUAAAAUAUUAAGGUGAGCUGUGAACGUUCUUCUGAAUAGAAAAAAAUGGCUUGGAUACAGUUUUGUCUCAUUGCAGUUCUUCUCCCCUGGAUAUGGCAGACAAUAACCUCCAACUCAGACUUGGAUGUAUGCCGUCAAAAGGGCAACUACUUCUGUAAUGUUUCCCGGCAAUGCAUCCCCAAGUCAUAUGUAUGUGACGGAGAUAAAGACUGUAAGCAAGGUCAGGAUGAGGCUCCUCCCGUCUGCGACUUGGAUGCAUGCCGUCAAAAGGGCAACUACUUCUGUAAUGUUUCCCGGCAAUGCAUCCCCAAGUCAUAUGUAUGUGACGGAGAUAAAGACUGUAAGCAAGGUCAGGAUGAGGCUCCUCCCGUCUGCGACUUGGAUGUAUGCCGUCAAAAGGGCAACUACUUCUGUAAUGUUUCCCGGCAAUGCAUCCCCAAGUCAUAUGUAUGUGACGGAGAUAAAGACUGUAAGCAAGGUGAGGACGAGGCUCAUCCCGCCUGCGCUCUCAAAAAGCAGUGUAAAUCAAAUUGGUUCUUUAGCGAAGGCUGUCUGGGUGGAUGUUUUCCUGGUUAUUUUGGCAAGUAUUGCGAGAAGAAUUGUUCUAAAGAAUGUUUGAAUGGAACAUGUAAUAGCAUAAGUGGAAUUUGUAAGGACUGUACACGAACGUAUUUAGAUAAUUGUUCGCUUGAAUGUGGCAAAGGAUGUCUAAAAAAAGACGGUUUCCCGCUUUGUGACAGACAAAGUGGGAAGUGCUUACAUGGCUGUUAUCCUUAUCACUACGGAAACUAUUGCAACAAAACAUGUAUACACUGCAAAACAAAUUACUUCAAUGAUGUAUGCGAUGUUAACGGUGCAUGUCUGCUUGGAUGUGAGAACGAUUAUUGGGGCAAGACGUGCAACACUAAAUGCAGUGCCAAUUGCCAAGGUGACGAACAUGGAAACCGAUGUAAUUCAUCCACCGGGGAAUGUUUAAACGGCUGUACUACUGGUUGGAGCGGUAGAUUCUGUUUGGUUUCUGUAGAUGUGAGCAGUACCGAUAAAGAGAACGUCAACUCUAUGAAUGCAACUUUAAUAGUCGUACCAGGUGUUGCCACUGUGGUUGUCAUCGUUGUCGUCGUUGUCGGGAUUAUCUGCUAUCUACGGGCUCGAAAAAGGUUUAACCGUCAGCUGAAUGAACGCAUGGAACCACGCCGAGUAUUUCCAGUUCAUAUUCCACCAGCACAACAACCCUCCAGGUCUCGGAGACGGGCUAGCUCUUACGUGUAUGACGAGGUCAACGAAGAAACCAUGGAACAUUAUCAUUACAUCUGUGAGCAAAACGCUCCAGAUCACUAUGAUAAAAUCAAAGAUCGCAAGCCAUGCAUCUGUCCACAUUGCGUACGCGAGCGAGUUAUUCCGUUUCUUAAUAGAGUUUCUUCAGGAUCGUCGAGUACCACUUUUGUUGAGCCUUAUGCAGUCGGUGGCGGAAGUAUUAGCAGUCGCAGCUACGUAAGUAAUAGCGAGAUAAACCCAAGACGAAGCGCUACAAAGUAUGAUCAUGAUGGCGGAAUUGUGCCAACAAAAGAAUUUACGGACGAUAGUAAUUCCCAACAGAGCAUCACUAAAUCUGACGGCAAAAAUGAACUUGACAGUACCGAUGACAGUAAGCCUAGGCGGAGUGUCACACGCUCUGAUGGUGCUCUUGAUCAUGUCGGUAAGACAGAUAAUGCGGACGGAUUUAAUCCCGGCCCUUGCGUUGCAAAAUCUGAUAGCAAUAUUGAACUUGUGUGCACGCCCGGUUAUUUGGACCUUGAAGCCCUUUAUCAAAAAGCUAAGGCUGAAGAUCGGCGAAAGCUAGCUGCUAAAUAUUUAGAUUACGGGGAAGAUGUAUUUGGUGAAUUAGGACAAUUUCAAGCUAUUGAGAGGAAAGAAUGUGAACUGUCUAAUAAUGAAAUAGAACUGCAAAGUAUGGGACAAAAUAUUGAGUCUUCCCAAUCAAUAAGUAGAUCAGAACUAAUCGAAGAAAGUUGUUGUUCAAAUAAUACAGAUUCCAUUGUCAAACAACAGCCUGACGAUUCAAAAUUUGACGAUCAAACAAACACUGAAAGGUCAAAUAGUGAUGAAAUAAAACAAACUGAUUCCCUUUAGUAAAGACGAUGCAUGCUUAUGGUUGGCGAUUUAGCUUAUAAUAUUUUAGAUUUCCCCAGAUAGAUAGUGUGGGGGGGGGGGCGACACUUUAUAUAUUUUUAAAACUUUAACAUCUUGAAUUGAAUAAACUAAGGAAAAAUGUGACGUAUGAACGCUUAGAUAGCUACAUCCUUUUAUUUUUUUAUCCUUGUUAAUAUAUAGUCGCGUAUUCAUAAAAUCAUGCAUGUAAGUUGUAUUGAUUAUUUAUAAUACUUUGUUGUUUGAUGUGUUUGGAAAUAUGACGUAUGGAAUCUUAAAUAGCUACAUAUUUUUACUCUUUUUAUCCUUGUAAAUGUAUAGUCGAGUAUUCAUAAGAUCAUGCUUGUUAGAGGUAUUGAUUAUAUAUAUUUAUAUAUUACUUUGUAGUUUUAAGUAGUUAGGAAUGUGACAAAUUAAUACGUUAUUAUCCUUAUCAAUGUAUACAUCAAUAUUUAAUAUUUGCUUGACUGUUUUCAGAUAACAAUGCAUUGUUUAUUUUCUACAACAUAAAAUGUGUACAAUUUUCUUUUUUCUUUUAUGAUCAUUUGAUUAUAGAAAAUACACUCUUAAAACAUAUACGAAUUUGUCUCUUAAUUAUAAAUGAAAAUAAAAUAAGUUAUAGGUGAAUCCGUAAAUUGUUAAUCAAAAUGUUUCGUACCUUUCAGUAAUUGUUGUUAAAUUUUAGUAAAAUGAAUAUAACUUUAUGCCUACUUAAAUGCUUGUGUAUAUCUACUACAUUCACUUCCAUUUUUGUAGAAGAAGAUUUUAUUAACUAUAAGCUUACAGCCCAUCAGUUACAUAUAAUAUAAACAUGUACAGUAUAUAAACAUUUCCGAUAGAACAACUUUCAAAAUCAAUCAUAAUAUAUAAACAAAGUAAAGUUAUAUCACAUUUGCUUUAAAUACUGAAAAAUAGUUAGUGGAGAAAAGUGUCUAAUGUCUAAACUGACGCAUUUCAAAGCCCUUAUAGACAAAACAACAUAGUUUUCUAAUAGUAGUUACAUUUUCGCUCGAAAUCAGUUCGAUAAAUUUAGGAAUAUUUGGAUUGCGCCAAUAAUAUCGCUUAAUGUAUAAGAUUCUUAAUUCAUGAUAUAAAGGACAUUCUAAGAGAAAAUGGAAUUCAUCUUCAAGUGUAUUACAAAGUUGGCAUUUUCGUUCAUUUCUUGGAAUUAUUUGGGGCUUGUGCCAUCUGCCCAUUUCUAUUUCUAAUCUGUGUGAUGCUACUCUUAGUCGUGUUAAAGCUGUUCUGAAUUUAUUGUUUUGUAUGGUGUCUAAAUAUGACUGAUAAUUAAAAUUUGCAAAUAGUAUGUAUGUUGACGCUCUUGAUGACUCUCGUAAUUCUUCAUUCCAUUUUUGCAUGAAACAGUCUCUAGCCCUCAUUUUAAAGGUGUGUAUAAAAUAUUUUGUAUUUACAACCCCUUGGUUAAGCCAAACUUCAGCGAAUCCCAUAGAUUCUAACAGAUUUUUAACUUUAAUUGCCCAAUUUAUUUCCGUUGCGUUGUUUUGUAUAUCAUUUAACAUCGAGUUAUAUGUAAGUCGGAUGAAUUUUCUUUCAUCCGUCAUUGUCAUUUUCAACCAAAAGCGGAUGAUUGAUGUCAAUCUAUGGACAUACAAUGGGACUCUACCUAAUUCUCCAUAUAUAAAGUUGAAAGUUUAACGCCUAAUAGUGUUUUUAAAAAAUGGAGGUGUAUCAUUCGACUUAUAUUGAAGAACAUACAAUGAUUUUAUCUAUUGCGAGAUUGGACGUUAAAUUUUUACCAUUUAUUACAUUGUAAAGCUUUAACUUGAGAUGUUGCAAACAAAUGAUGAUAAGUACACUAAAACAAUUUAAGAUGGACUAUCACUCCAAUAUAAUAUUGAAUCAACUAUAUUUCGCCUAAGAACUUGAUAAGAGCUGUAAACUUACUAUUUUGAUACAGGUAAAACAUGUUUUGAUUCGGGGAGAGAGUUACAGAACUUUAUUAUACAGGUAAAACAUGUUUUGACUCGGGGAGAGAGUUACAGAACUUUAUUAUACAGGUAGAACAUGUUUUGAUUCGGGAAGAGAGUUACAGAACUUUAUUAUACAGGUAAAACAUGUUUUGAUUCGGGGAGAGAGUUACAAAACCUUAUUAUACAAGUAAAACAUGUUUUGAUUCGGGGAGAGAGUUACAGAACUUUAUUAUACAGGUAAAACAUGUUUUGAUUUGGGAAGAGAGUAACAGAACUUUAUCAUACAGGUAAAACAUGUUUUGAUGCGGGGAGAGAGUUACAGAACCUUAUUAUACAAGUAAAACAUGUUUUGAUUCGGGGAGAGAGGUACAGAACUUUAAUACAGGUAAAACAUGUUUUGAUUUGGUAAGAGAGUUACAGAACUUUAUUAUACAGGUAAAACAUGUUUUGAUUCGGGAAGAGAGAUACAGAACCUUAUUAUACAAGUAAAACAUGUUUUGAUUCGGGGAGAGAGUUACAGAACUUUAUUAUACAGGUAAAACACGUUUUGAUUUGGGAAGAGAGUUACAGAACUUUAUUAUACAGGUAAAACAUGUUUUGAUUCGGGGAGAGAGUUACAGAACCUUAUUAUACAGGCAAAACAUGUUUUGAUUCGGGGAGAGAGUUACAGAACUUUAUUAUACAGGUAAAACACGUUUUGAUUUGGGAAGAGAGUUACAGAACUUUAUUUAGGUAUAGGUGGAUUAAUGUAGGUGUUUACGGUGAUACAUGUAUACUAUUGAUAAAAUGUACUUGCUAUCGUGUAACUAUAUAUACUCAAUAAAGAUAAUAGACGAUACACAAAACUUUAUUUGUCAGAUAUCGAACUAAAAUAGCAUAACUAAAUACAUACAAGCUUAUAAACAGUCAUGAAGUAUUUCACAUAACCAUAUAUGUAUAUACACUUACACGAUAGCAUAUUAACAAGUAUUACUUGUUUUAAGUUAAAAUUUCUUGAAAUUAAUAUGUAUACCUGUCUGUAUAACUUUUAUAUCUUAUUGUUUAAUUUGCAUAAAAUGUUACUUGGUUCAACUGUAAAUACUUUUCUGUAUCUAACUGUUA